AUGUCUACAGACCAAAGGCCUGUGACACCACUUUCAUCUGCUGGCGUCAUAAACAGUGUUGGCCAAGCUUGGAAUGAAGUCGGCCCUGUUGCCGAAUCACUGGCAAGGUCCCCGCACUCAACUUUCAAGCGGUUCUUUCCCACAGAUUUCCCGGCAUGCCAUGCUCCCAUUAAUGCUGCCAUCGCAGAAUAUCUCAAGACGAACCAUACCGAAUCGGUCAACACGUCGCAAUUCAAGACAGGUGGAUAUGUUUUUUUCCCAGGCAAAUCGUUGGUCGGGGAAUCGUUCACAAUGGUUAUUCCUUUAUACAUAGUUGGUGAAGUGCGGGUCGAGGAUCUCCACUUAGAUGAAAAACAUCAUUACCAUAUCCCGAGGCCGUGCUAUAUCGAUGUUCCUGAAGGUUCCAAACUGGUGGCGCUGAUUGUUGACUCUAAAUGA
Messenger RNA from Penicillium brevicompactum, 438 nucleotides. RefSeq lists its product as uncharacterized. The record is from RefSeq and is a predicted model, not a curated record. NCBI's taxonomy places the organism in Eukaryota, Fungi, Ascomycota, Eurotiomycetes, Eurotiales, Aspergillaceae. The transcript is spliced from 2 exons. The coding region runs from base 1 to 438 and encodes 145 amino acids.